Molecule: messenger RNA, 1320 nt
Organism: Ambispora leptoticha
Lineage: Eukaryota; Fungi; Glomeromycota; Glomeromycetes; Archaeosporales; Ambisporaceae
Source: the annotation of a GenBank genome assembly
AUGAAUCUCAUAGCAGAACUACAAGAGAACGAACGUCAAUUAACGAAUUGUGAGAUUGAUGAGAAUGAAUAUAAUAUACGUAAACAGGCGAUACUAAAAACAUGGUUAAAUAAGCCGGAAGCAGUGGAAACUGAACCUUUUAACGCUGGCGGUAUGCCAAAAGAAACGAGUUUAUAUACUGUACUCCAGUUAGAACCCAAUGCGACCAAAACUGAAAUCAAGUCAAACUACAAGAAACUCGCCUUGAAACACCAUCCUGAUAAGAAUGGUGGUAUUGAAACCGAAGAGUGGAACAAGAUUUCAAAGGCAUACAAAAUCCUUUCGGAUGAGGAUAAACGUGCUCUUUAUAAUAAUUAUGGAACUAUUCAUGAUUCGGAUAAAGCAUCAUUCAAUGUCCACGUGGGAGGAGACUUCUGGCUCCCUUAUAUUGGCAAUCUUGAAAUUGGCCACUGGCUUGCUUCCGUAAUGGUGAAAGAUGGGUGCUCAUCUGAAUGGGAAACGAUGAACUCAGCCGAGCAAAAAGAACGCCGUCACACUACUCGUGUAUCUCAAAUUGUCCGUCAUCUGCAAUACAAGCUCCAACAAUUUCCAAAUGAGGACCAUGCAGAAUUUGAAUCAUUCAAAAAAAACCUUUCUCAAGAAGCUCAAAAACUCUCUGCAGAACCUAACGGUCAGAACUUGCUAUCCCUUUUAGGGAAAAUUUACAUAUCUAGGGCUAAAGCCCAUCGAAGUGGAUUUCCUAUGAUAACUAUUUUGAAUAAAUAUAAUAGAAUCGUUAAUAUUUCUUCAUUUGCAUCGGGCUUAAUUUCUGGAUAUUUAAAGACAAAAGGAAGACAUUCAGAAAUGGAUGAAAACGAGAUGAAUGAAAUCAUUUGGCAACUUGCAAAAUCGGAGAUUUCCUCCAUUGCCCAUGAAACCUGUGAUAAAGUCCUGAAUGAGAAAAGUUCCCUCGUUAAUAAUUUAUCUACUUUGGGCAAAGUAUGGAAGGAAGUGAGCGACCGUCACUUGCAAGACAAUCUCGAUCAACUUCCAAAUAAUGUCCAUUUCAAACAAAAUCCGUCAUCUGCAAAAUUUAAAUCUUUCAUAAAAUACCUUUCUCAAGAAGCUCAAAAACUCUCUGCAGAACCUAGCGGCCAGAAGCUGCUAUCUCCUACAGGGAAAAUUUACAAAUCUAGGGCUGAAGCCCAUCGAAGUAUAUUUACUAUGCCAAUCAAGUUGAAUGUAUCUAGUAUAGUCAUUAAUAGUAUUUCGUUUGCUAGGGGGAUAAUGUUACAGCGAUUCUGGGUAAUGGGUUUCACUGAGAAACUCUAUAAAGUAUAA